Molecule: messenger RNA, 1560 nt
Organism: Gigantopelta aegis
Lineage: Eukaryota; Metazoa; Mollusca; Gastropoda; Neomphalida; Peltospiridae
Product: alpha-galactosidase A-like
Exons: 8
Coding region: 154-1380 (408 amino acids)
Biological process (GO): glycoside catabolic process; glycosylceramide catabolic process; oligosaccharide metabolic process
Cellular component (GO): cytoplasm
Molecular function (GO): alpha-galactosidase activity
Source: RefSeq, a predicted model, not a curated record
UAAGAAACCAGUCGAAUUAACUAGCGUCAGUGUCAUGUGAUUUUUGUUACAAGUUUGUUGACACCGGUAUCAGGUAUCAUUUCAAUCAGUGCUAGAACUUAACGACUGCACCGUCGACCAUUGUCAUAGGUAGCCUUCUACAAGUCAAGUAAGAUGAAAUGUCUGGCAGUCUUGUGGCUGUGUGUGCUAUCUGUGCACAGUCUAAACAAUGGACUGGCCCGUACUCCUCCAAUGGGCUUCCUGUCCUGGGAACGCUUCCGCUGUAACACUGACUGCAAGAACGAUCCUGAUCACUGCAUUAGUGAAAACCUGUACAUGAAGAUGGCUGACAUAAUGGUGUCUGAAGGGUACAGGGACUUGGGUUACGAGUAUGUCACAAUUGAUGACUGCUGGCUGGCCAAGGAGAGAGACAACAAGACUGGCAGGUUACAGCCCGACCCAGCACGGUUUCCACACGGUAUAAAACACCUGGCACAAUAUAUCCACUCCAAGGGUCUGAAGUUUGGUAUUUAUGAGGACUACGGCACGAAGACGUGUGCUGGAUAUCCUGGCAGCCUGGAACACAUGAAACUGGACGCGCAGACGUUCGCUGACUGGGAGGUAGAUCUGCUCAAAUUCGAUGGCUGUUACUCAGAUCCAAAAACAAUGGACAAAGGGUAUCCCUUGAUGGAACAUUACUUGAACUCAACUGGCCGACCCAUCCUUUUCAGCUGCAGCUGGCCGGCUUAUGUUGUUGGCACUCUGAAGAUUCUGCCGAACUACCGGGAAAUAGCCAAGUACUGCAACAUGUGGCGUAACUAUGACGAUAUUCAGGACAGCUGGGUGUCCACUCUUUCGAUCAUUGAUUAUUAUGCUAAAAAUGCGGGCGGGUUCGCUGAAGUGGCAGCACCAGGAGGUUUCAAUGACCCAGAUGAGCUUCUGGUCGGUAAUUUUGGUCUGAGUUUCUACCAGCAGAAGUCUCAGUUCGGCCUGUGGUCCAUCAUGGCGUCCCCGUUGUUUAUGUCGACAGACCUGCGCACAAUCCGCCCAGAAGAGAAGGCGAUACUACAGAACAAGCGUGUGAUCGCUAUAAACCAGGACCCUCUCGGAGCGCAGGGAAUACAGAUAUACAUGCUCUCCAAGUUUGAUCUGUGGGUGAAGAGGCUGGCACCAGAAGGAUCAGGAAAUAGAGCUUUUGCUAUUCUCAAUCGGGAUGACAAUGGAGCACCAAGAGUUCUCCCCCUUACCCUGCACUCUCUGAUGUUAACUAAUCCAAAAGGAUAUAUUCUCACUGAUGCUUUUACAGGCAAAAGUUAUGGAAAAAUGUUUCCCAAUGAUACUCUUAAAAUGACUAUUGAUCCGACGAGUAUAUUCCUAGCCACAGCUUAUGUAAUUACAUAAUUAUAGUUGUCAUACUACAUGCUGUCAUUUGCAGGGAAUUAUUUUUUUGUGUCAGUAUUAAUUUACUAUUCAUUGCAAAUGUGAUAAGAAUGCCAGUUUUAGAAUGGUUUGUACAUUUUGACAAUCUCAUUUGGUAAUUAGUAGUCAUAGCAUUUUUUUGGUAUUAAAAUUUAAAAAAUU